AUGCAGGCAUCUACCUCGAGCACGGCGGCCGCGUCGUCGUCGUCGCAGCAGCCUUGGGUCAUCGCCAAGAUUGGCGGCACCAGCGUCGGCAAGCAGCUGCACGCCGUCGUCGAGACCAUCGUCCCGACCCACAUCAAGUCGGGCAACCGCAUCGCCCUCGUCUGCUCGGCGCGCUCGGGCAACACCAAGGCGACCGGCACCACCAACCUCCUCCUCCGCGCCGCGCACGAGGCGCUCCGCCCCAAGGGCCAGCCCGACCUCUCCUCGUCCGUCCCCUCGCUCCGCAACUCGCCCUCGCAGUCGCCCGCACCGGGCACGCCGUCGACGCCGCGAGGCAGCUACCUCCUGUCCGGCAGCGUCUCGUCCCUGCGCCUGUCGCGCUCGGCGACGCCCGACGAGCGCCAGCCGUUUGACGACACGGUCGACCAGAUCAAGGAGGACCACAUGGUGGCGGCGAGGAAGGCCAUCGUCAACUCGCGCGAGCUGCUCGACGAGGUCGAGGAGGAACUCGAGUACGACUGCGAGCGCUUGAGGGGCUUUCUCCGCGCGGCACAGAUCAUCGACGAGAUCUCGACCCGGUCCAAGGACAUCAUCAUGGGCGUUGGCGAGCGGCUCUCGUGCCGCAUCGUCGCUGCAGCGUUGCGGGAUCGGGGCAUCGACGCCGAGCUCGUCUCGCUCGAGAACAUCAUCGACUGGGACGUCCUGACGGACGAGGACGCGCAGACGGGCAAGGCGGCAGACGGUCCGCCGCAACUUGGGCAGACGUUUUACUCGCGUCUGAGCCAGCGGCUCGGCGAGCGGUUGGCCGAGUGCGGCGACAGGGUGCCCGUCGUCACCGGCUUUUUCGGCGUCGUUCCGGGUUCGCUCCUCGCGCAGGUCGGUCGCGGCUACUCGGACCUGUGUGCGGCCCUGUGUGCGGUCGGCGUCGGCGCGUCCGAGUUGCAGGUGUGGAAGGAGGUCGACGGCAUCUUUACGGCCGACCCGCGCAAGGUCCCGACCGCACGCCUCCUGUCGACCAUCACGCCGGAAGAGGCCGCCGAGCUCACGUACUACGGUUCCGAGGUCAUCCACCCGUUCACCAUGGAGCAGGUCAUCCGUGCCGCGAUCCCGAUCCGCAUCAAGAACGUUGAGAACCCGAGCGGCGAGGGCACCAUCAUCUUCCCGGACUCGGUCGCGCCCGACGCCCACCCGGCCGAGCACACGGCGCGCAACACGGUCGCGCCAUCGGUCGCGACUCGAGCCCCGUCGAGCGUCCCGAGCUCUGCCCUCGAGCCGCACCUCGGGCCGACCGCCAUCACGAUCAAGGACACGGUCGUCGUCCUGUCGGUGCACUCGAACCGCAAGACGAUCGCGCACGGCUUCUUUGCGCGCAUCUUUGGCACGCUCGACAAGCACGGCAUCGUCGUCGACCUCAUCUCGACGUCCGAGGUGCACGUGUCGCUCGCCGUGCACGGCGAGAUGCGCAAGAGCGUCCUCGACCGCGUCGUGCGCGACCUCAAGCCCGUCGGCGAGGUGUCGAUCUCGCGCGACAUGGCUAUCCUGUCGCUCGUCGGCAAGCACAUGAAGAACAUGGUCGGCACCGCCGGCAAGAUGUUCAGCACUCUCGCCGAGGGCAACGUCAACAUCGAGAUGAUCUCUCAGGGCGCGAGCGAGAUCAACAUCUCGUGCGUCAUCGAGGAGCGUGACGCCGUCAAGGCGCUCAAUCUCGUGCACCUCAAGCUGCUCAACCAGGCGCCGCAAGGUCUCGCAGGCUACUGAGCCCGCCUCGAGCUCGUCGUGCUCGCCCCCCUUCCCAUCUUGUUUCCCCGCCGCACUCUCCCUGCAUCUCCCUCCUGUCGUCGUCGGAGCGGAGCGUUGUACCCCUUAGACGCGAGGAGGGCGAGGAGGAAAAUGGGCUUGUGCAAAGCUGGUGGUUCGCGC
Molecule: messenger RNA, 1920 nt
Organism: Rhodotorula graminis WP1
Lineage: Eukaryota; Fungi; Basidiomycota; Microbotryomycetes; Sporidiobolales; Sporidiobolaceae
Exons: 7
Coding region: 1-1758 (585 amino acids)
Biological process (GO): amino acid biosynthetic process
Molecular function (GO): aspartate kinase activity
Source: RefSeq, a predicted model, not a curated record